This is a messenger RNA of Pyrus x bretschneideri (Chinese white pear), 929 nucleotides long. Its product is annotated as L10-interacting MYB domain-containing protein-like. The record is from RefSeq and is a predicted model, not a curated record. The transcript has 4 exons. Bases 111 to 923 code for a protein of 270 amino acids. Lineage: Eukaryota; Viridiplantae; Streptophyta; Magnoliopsida; Rosales; Rosaceae.
CGGCUCCAUACUCCAUUGCAGUAAAGCUCGAAAGACCCGUGAAAUCCUCACUCCGUUUCGGAGCUCUCGUGCUUCCCUCUCUUCGCUCACAGAGUAAUCAAAGGGAGGAAAUGAGCAACCAAAACCCAUCAAGUGGUGAUCGGUUAAGGACAAGUUGGACCCCAGCAAUGGAGCGUUAUUUUAUUGAUCUUAUGUUAGAUCAGGUUCAUAGGGGCAAUAGAUUGGGCCAUACAUUCAACAAACAAGCUUGGAAUGACAUGUUGAUGAUGUUUAAUGGCAAUUUCGGGACUCCAUAUGAUAUGAAUACCUUGAAAAGUCAUUACACUAGUCUGUGGAGGCAAUUUAACGACAUAAAGAAACUUCUUGAUCAGAAUGGAUUUUCAUGGGAUAACACUCGGCAAAUGGUGAUUGCAGAUAAAUAUGCUUGGGAUGCCUAUGUCAAGGUUCACCCAGAUGCUCAGGUCUACAGAAACAAAGCUCUGAUGACCUUCAAUGAUUUGUGUUUGAUAUAUGCACAUACGCAAGCAGAUGGAAGAUACAGCCUUUCAAGUCAUGAUAUAGAUUUUGAUGACGAAAUUCAGGGGAUGAUUGAUGGUGCUGGAAUGAUUAGCCCUACCCCUGCAAGUAAAGUGAAAAGAAAUGCAGAUUGGAAACCAGCCAUGGACGAAUUUUUUCUGAAUCUGAUGCUGGACCAACUUGAAAAAGGCAGUAAAAUGAAUAAUACGUUCACAAAACAAGCUUGGAAAGACAUGGUCACGUUGUUCAAAAAAAAGUUUGGUUCUCAAUAUCAAACAAGGUUCUUGAAACAGCUUCAUAAGAAACUGUUGAAGUACUAUACUGAUGUUAGAAGCUUACUUGCCAGAAAAGGAUUUUAUUGGGACACAAAUCGACAAAUGAUUGUGGCUGAUGAUGAUGUUUGGUGAAAUUAU